CAGCUAAGUGAUGGUAUGAACAACGUUUCCUUGAACUCCACAACGUCGAGAUGCCAGCGCCAUCACAACCUCAACCGCCGCUCAUUCCUUUCUCUCAAGCUUCCCAGCUCUUAGACUCAUUCUCACAAUUUCUUACCGUGGCAAUCCACAAUAUCCUCUUCUACCGUUCUCUAUACCCCUCACAAACCUUCCUCACAACUCGUGCCUACAACUUGCCUGUGCACCAAUCCCGGCACCCACAAGUAUGUUCUUGGAUUCGCGAUGCAGUCGAUGCAGUAAAGGGACAACUUGUUCUGGGCGCAGUGGACCGCAUUGCCACGGUAAUUGUUGACGCCGAGUCUAGAGCCAUGGAAAGAUGGAUGAUCGAUGUUGGUGGGUUCCCCGCAUGGAAGGGUCUCAAGGAGGGAAAAGCAAAGGGCUUGGCUCGUCGAGACGAGGAUGACGGUCGGGAAGGGGCAGAAGUUGGUGGAGACAAGGUGAAUUGGACGAAUGUGGACGAGCAGUUUCGUGCUGGGAUCCGCAGGAUGGCCUAUGCGGCUGAGAAGAUGGCUUCAUUACCCGAAGGCUGUUCGUUCACAAUCGCUGUGGAGUUGAGAGAUGAGGGCGAAGCACCUAUAGGGCACCCUCAGCACUGGAUGCCAUCAGAGCCCAACCUACAAAUCCAGUCCAAAGAUCAUGGCGAAGCUGGGAAAGACGUCGGUGGAGCCAAGACGACACCGCUGCGAGCUAUUGAAGCUGGGCCGUUGUUCUUCGAGUGCUGGGUCGAAGAGGGCAAGGCUAAGCUGGAAGCAACUUCAAGCAUUUCAUCGAAUAAUGACGUCUGACUACCAGAGCGUUCCUGUUCUCUGCCGCAGAAACAAAUUGACUGUGUACGAUGCCAAUAUAACCACUUAUAGUUGCGUAUCUCGAAAUCACAACCCAUCUGCGUUGGGACAAAUUUCAAGAAUGCCAGUCUGUGGCCUCCUUCCCCACCCAUGAUCCUGAAUGUAGUUGCGCGCGUAAAGACCACGACAGGUCGGCUGAGAGC
Pseudomassariella vexata is the source of this 1027-nucleotide messenger RNA. Its product is annotated as HORMA domain-containing protein. Bases 51 to 824 code for a protein of 257 amino acids. Gene Ontology annotation, cellular component: zeta DNA polymerase complex. The record is from RefSeq and is a predicted model, not a curated record. The transcript is spliced from 2 exons. Lineage: Eukaryota; Fungi; Ascomycota; Sordariomycetes; Amphisphaeriales; Pseudomassariaceae.